AUUGCUGGGACAAGGGGGGACAUUCAAGAUGACUUCUAUACCUGCAUCCAGCUGGAGUGCAAAUGAGAGCAGCGGCUGGAACACAAGCUUCUCUGGAUCAGGAGGCAACUGGGGGCAGCCUCUGGGAGCUCAGGCUGGUAACAUCUCCUCCCCGUUAGCACCUGCAACAGCUAACUUCUCCAAUCAAUUUGUGCAGCCCUCCUGGCGCAUUGCCCUGUGGUCUCUGGCUUAUGGUGGGGUGGUGGCCGUGGCCGUCUUUGGCAACUUGAUUGUCAUCUGGAUCAUCUUGGCUCACAAGCGUAUGAGGACAGUGACUAACUAUUUCCUGGUGAACCUGGCCUUCUCGGAUGCCUCCAUGGCUGCUUUCAACACCGUCAUCAACUUUAUCUAUGCCCUGCACAGCGAGUGGUACUUUGGGGAGGCUUACUGCCGCUUCCACAACUUCUUCCCCAUCACUGCGGUCUUCGCCAGCAUCUACUCCAUGACGGCGAUUGCCGUGGACAGAUACAUGGCCAUUAUCGAUCCCCUGAAGCCCAGACUGUCUGCAACUGUAACGAAGGUGGUCAUUGGGAGUAUAUGGAUUUUGGCUUUCCUGCUUGCAUUUCCCCAGUGCCUCUACUCCAUAACCAAAGUGAUGCCUGGAAGAACUCUUUGCUAUGUAGCAUGGCCAGGUGGUCCAAAACAGCACUUUACGUAUCAUGUCAUUGUGAUUGUAUUAGUGUAUUGCUUUCCACUGCUUGUCAUGGGUAUCACUUAUACCAUAGUUGGAAUUACCCUUUGGGGAGGCGAGAUUCCAGGUGACACAUCUGACAAAUACCACGAGCAGCUCAAAGCUAAGAGAAAGGUGGUAAAAAUGAUGAUUGUCGUUGUGUUGACAUUUGCAAUCUGCUGGUUGCCCUACCACAUUUAUUUCAUAGUUACUGGGAUCUACCAACACUUAAAUCGGUGGAAAUAUAUUCAGCAAAUCUACCUAGCCAGCUUUUGGCUAGCCAUGAGCUCCACAAUGUACAAUCCCAUUAUCUACUGCUGCCUUAAUAAGAGAUUCCGAGCCGGUUUCAAGAGAGCAUUCCGUUGGUGCCCAUUUAUUGAGGUGUCCAGCUAUGAUGAGCUGGAGCUCAAGGCAGCCAGGUUUCAUCCCACCAGACAAAGUAGCUUGUACACGGUAUCCAGAAUGGAGUCUAGCACAACAGUAGUGUUUGACCCCAAUGAUGGAGAUCAUUCCAAGUCCACCCGUAAGAAAAGAGCUGCUUCGCGGGACACAAGCUUUAAUGGCUGUUCACGCAGGAAUUCCAAAACCACCUCUACAACCUCGAGUUUUAUCAGCUCACCCUAUACAUCAGUGGAUGAGUAUUCUUAAGGCGCUGGGUAAAUUUGUGAUGAGUGUGAAAAGAGCAGUAUUGUACAUGAAAGAGACAAUGCUAUUCUAUCUUAGAACCAUAUCCAAGCUACAGGAUGGCAGUCAAGAUUCAGUCGAUGAACCUGGUUGUAAAUACCAUACGACUUACUGGCCCUGCUUACGUUUGUACUUUGGAAAAAAAGAGGAACUAUAAGACGUCUGUUUACAUGAGUAGGAAAAACACAGUGGCAUCUUGUACAUAGAAAUGUUUGUAAGAAUUAUUUAAAACAAUACAACAUAAAACUCUUGCUCCUGUAUUAGGAUCAAAUGCAGACCUAUAGCUGACUUGCUGAUAUUUAAGUUUUACUGACUGAAAUGUAACCAGGCAGCUUCAAAAUAACUAUAGUUCAAACUGUACUGAAUUUUUAUAUUAUUUGUGAAUUCUACAGGAGGAAAGUUACAUAAGAUUGGGUUAAAAAUUCCUUUUGUAUCAAGUCCUGAUAAGUUCCAAAUCCAGUCUGCUGUUACACAAACUCAUGUGGGUGAUCCUAUUGAAGUCAAGGUGGAUGGGAUUCAGCUCUGUGCGCCACUUAAAUACACUUAAGACUAACUCAAACCCCAAAUAGGGCUUAAGUGGUUCAUAGGCUUUGUUCUGGCCCCUGCACAUGCAGGAAUACCAACCACCCUGUGUGCUGCAAGUAGGACUUACUUGACCCACAGUUGCAGUGUCUUUCAGUAGCUACACCAGACUGCAACCUCAAAGUGAAGGUCACAAAACAUAGUCUGUAUCAAGAGAUCUUUGUUAAACAUGGAUCAGUGCUCACCCGCUGAAGUAGGAAGAGCCACUUCCUCAGUAAGGCACAGCUAAAAUAAUGCCUUACUAGACAGACAUAAAAAUACAUAACUGCAUUUGUAUUCAUUUUGACUGUCGGCCAACUAGUAUACAUAAUUAAAUUCAGACAACUGAAGCUUAUGGUCAGAUAUCUGUUUUCCUGCAAAAGCAAAACAGUGAUUGUAAUAAAUAGUUUGCUUGCUCUGUCCCCAGAUACAAACUCAGUUUUGGUUUGGGUUGAAUCCCAAACUAUAAAGGAUGUAUUUCAGUGCAGGUUCAGAUAUGGCCAUUCUCUCACACAAGCAGCUUUUUCUUGCAAGAUUUUGACCCCACGUAUUAUAUUUUGAUUCAAGAUAAAAGAGAACUCCUUUGAGAUCAUGUCAUCUUGCCAGUUUUUUCCAUCAUUUUGUCCUAAAAACAGUUCACAGGAUUUUGACAUAAUUGACUCCAAACUCAAAACUUGAACUCCAGAUUAAAGCCUGAGUCACGGAUGAAUGGUAGCUUAAUCCUAAUCCAUUUGGGUAGGGCUCUUUACACUGGGAACGUGAUUCCAACAGUCAUUUGAGAUGAGUGUGUGAGGUUUAUGGCAUAUGAAAAAAAUAACCAUCAUCAAGAUCUCCAUGGUGCUUCAGAGAAUUGCAGUGUUGUUCAUUGAACUCUAAGGGCUUACUUUGGAAUCCAGCCUUUAUUGGGCUCUCUUUCUGCACCCAAAAAACAGAAUAAAUCAUUUCAAUGUCUAAAUACCUGAUAGCUCCAGUUAGAUUGUACUAACAAAUUUUGUACAGGGAGCCUGCAGCCACUUGCACCUGCAAAUUGUACAGGCAAAAAACAAGAUCCCAGUGUUUUGAAAUUUGUCCUCAUAGACCAUAGUUUUCCAAAUAUACAUUUCCUUCAAUAAUGUGCAUUCUUAUGGGUGCAUGUAGAAAUCUUGUGAUCACAUUUUUGGAAGCUUGUUUGUGAAUAUGAAACAAAAAUCUAAGCAUCCUAUAUUUUAUAUUAGAUUAAAAAGUAUUCUUUUUAAUUAUUACCUACUGUGGUAAAAGCCCAAGGAGCUGAGCACCUCUUGAGAGCUUCUGUUCACCCUCAUUUUCCACUGAAGUCACUGGGCCAAAUUUUGAAAUCUGUAUCCAGUUUUUACCCUGUCCUUAGUCAGGCAAACUGCCACUGAAGACUGCAAAGUCUAAUUGCUUGAAUAAGAACUGAGUAAAAGUUUCAGGAUUUUGCCCAACAGGGGUUGAGGGCACUCAGCACCAUUUAAGAGACACUCUGAACCUUGGAGAUCAGACCAUAAAUUUGCCAAUCCUGAAUCUUUAACGUGGCACUUCUAUUGUCGCUGGGCAGCAAGGGAAAUUUCUAAAACUUCUGAUACUUAGACAAGGUGGAUGAGACAACAGCAUGUUAGGAAAUCAUUAGAGAAUCCAGUAUUAUCACUGUUCAGGCUAACUGCCACAUUAUCAACACACUUAACCACCAACAUAACCCCUUAAUGGUUUUAAUAUCAGAAUUUUCCCAUUUUUCUUUAACAAGAAUGGUUGUAUAGUCCAGAAGUAUUAGUGUGUGACAGAGUUUAGAUCCAUAUCCACCUAAUACACAUCUGGGGUGAACUGGAACAAAUACAGUUCUUUUCUAUAAUAUACAGAAUCUUUUCUAUAAUAUACAUAGUAUCUAUUUUUAAUCAUACAGCACUUCUAUCACGCAAGACCAAAAGUUUUUUUAAUAAAAGACUAAAGGGUUUUGUGACACAGAAGUAUGAUUAAGAAUAAAUACAAUCUUAUGCUGAAGCAGAAUACAAUAAUUCAGAGAAAGGACACAAUGGAUAUUACACGUCAGGAAACUUUGGAGUUUGUUUAUAAACAUGAAUAGGUGUACUUUAUAUAUUUUUUAUUUGUACAAGUAUGUUUGGUAACUUUAAAAAAACACUAUUUGUUUUCAAUUGUGUAAUUGUACAAGAUAAAUUGUAAAUGUCAGGAAAAGUCUACAGCUGAAAACGUCUUUAAAAAAGAUUAUAAUGGAACCAUCAGCUUCUUAAUAGAAUACAUUAUAUGAUAUUUAAUUAAAAUGAGAAUAUUGCUACUGAGUUUAACCAGAAUCGUCAUCUCAGAUGUGGCAGUAACAACAAAUAUCUUUCUGAGGUGUAUUUUGUGGAUUAGCUUAGGUGAAUGUACUAUAGCUCACUGUUCUGGUAGCUAAGGGAGAAGUCCUGGCUCCACGGAAGUCAAUGGAAGCUUUGGCAUUGAUUUCAGUGGGGUCAAGAUUUCUCCUAGAGAUUUUUAACUAAUAUACACAAAUAAAGAAGAAAAAAUUCAAAGCAGAAAGGUCAGUAUGCCAUGCUGUAAUGUUUUCUGUUACCUAAAACAGAUAAACAAAACAAUGAAAAAAAUAUUUGUGCCAUUUUUCCUAGGAUAAAAAGGUGACAAUUUCCCCAACGGAAGAAAACCCAUCACCAAACUAUCCCUUAAGAAUAGAAGGCCAAAUUCUGAUCUCAGUUACUCCACUGAGGUCUAGGAUAUCUACACUGAUUGCAGUGGCGUUAUUCAGGAUUUAAACCGGAAUAAUUGAGAUAAGAAUCUGGCUCAGAGGUUCUUUAGGAGCAAAACAUGCUACAGAUGUUUGAUAUGUGCUCAGCUUCUGCCAGGUAUUCAUAUACACUAGAAAUUCAGGAUUUAAAAAGUAAAAUUCAUUUCUAAAAUGCAUCUAAUUCUCUCACAAUCUCUCUUUAAAUGAACAAUUCCUGCUGAUAGAGUUCCCGUUGCUCUAUAAACAGAUCUUUUACCAAAUCCUAGAAUUGCCACAGCUCUGGACAUUUAUUAACUUUCCAGGCACACUGCAAUGCCUCUCUCUUUCUGCAGGCAUUAGGGGAAAGGGUGAUCUUAUGGGUGGGUAAAGCUGGACAUGGGAGAUUGAUUUGGGGUAUUUUAGGGCAAUGGUUAGAAUUUGUGCAAUGAAUAUUAAAAUUUUGUAAAAUGUCUAGGAUAUGAGAGCUGACUUUAUAAAAAUCUCAAUAUGUUUAAAUGGCUUUGUUUGGCAGAGCGGCAACAAUGUUUGAGUGAAAUCAUAUUUCAAGAUGCAUAAAAAUGUGCAUACUGCAAUAUAGGUUUGCUUUCAUGAAUUUGUGACCCAUUUUGUCACAUCACCAGCCAGAGUCUUUUGUGACAGACGAGAAACUAGGUAACGUGAAUACAAAAUGGGAAAUGAUGGCCUUGGAAGGACUACUGCAGAAAAAAGAAUUUGGGAGUUAUAGUGGAUCACAGACUAAAUGAGUCAACAAUGAGCCUUGACUCGGUCACACAAAACAAGCCAACUCAGAGCUGUAGUGUGCGGGGCAGAAAUGUGUACAAGAUGGAGACAUUUUGCAUUAUUGUGACCCCCUAUUAAGACAUCUUUUGCAUUAACCUCAAGAACUUCACUCCAAAGGUGAAUGCAGAAGUCAUUUAAAGAAACCAUUACUCUUUUAUAUUAGAAAAUUAUAAAAAUAUAGUAACUUGCAAUUCCAGUGUCACAUAUGCCCUUCUCAGCAAGGGCAGGAUCCAAAGCCCAUUGACAUCAAAGGAAAAAGUCCCACUGAUUUCUGGACCAGACCUUAAGUCACUGCUCAUACAUGCCAAGUCCCUGUAUUUAUGAACAGGCCCUGUUUUUCAGCAAAAUUUAAAAACAAACAAACAAAAAAAACCCCACCCUUCUCCUAGUUCAGUAUAUGUAAUGUGAUGCACACAAAAUGUCCAUUUUCAUUUUUUGCCUCAAAUGUCCUGAUUUAAGGUUCUAAAUCCACACAAGUAUGAAGAUAUACUAACACAACUCAGCUGGGGGAGUUCAGACUGGCUACAAAAAGCUGAGCAUAGUAACUUUGUGCUUGCAUAUUAUAUGUGUGUAUUGUAAAGUCUUUCUCGUUGUUCAUGUACAAUUUCUGUCUAUAAGGAAGUUAUGUAUAGAAAAUGUAUGGUUGUUGAAUAAACUGUCUUUUUUAAAGUGUGGCUGUUACAAAAAUAGGCAUUGUAUUAAUAAAAAUCAGUAUAUGAA
Molecule: messenger RNA, 6185 nt
Organism: Caretta caretta (loggerhead turtle)
Lineage: Eukaryota; Metazoa; Chordata; Testudines; Cheloniidae
Gene: TACR3
Product: tachykinin receptor 3
Biological process (GO): G protein-coupled receptor signaling pathway; positive regulation of flagellated sperm motility
Cellular component (GO): sperm midpiece; plasma membrane
Molecular function (GO): tachykinin receptor activity
Source: RefSeq, a predicted model, not a curated record